AUGACAGUAGCAAAGACAACAUUGCUUAUUGUUCUGGUCGCACUCCUCUCAUGUGUAUGUAUAUCAAAUGCAAGGGAACUAAUGAAACCUGGACAAUAUGUGCAAGAGUGUGUUGGAGCAUCAUGUCAACCAAAGAUGCCCCAACCAAAUCAAUAUUUUGGGAGUUGCAUUAAUAAUAUUGAUUGUGAAAACAGUUGUUUUGAUUCGUGUAAAGAUAUUGGAUUGAGGUAA
Messenger RNA from Raphanus sativus (radish), 231 nucleotides. Its product is annotated as defensin-like protein 269. The record is from RefSeq and is a predicted model, not a curated record. The transcript has 3 exons. NCBI's taxonomy places the organism in Eukaryota, Viridiplantae, Streptophyta, Magnoliopsida, Brassicales, Brassicaceae. The coding region runs from base 1 to 231 and encodes 76 amino acids.